This is a messenger RNA of Acyrthosiphon pisum (pea aphid), 2289 nucleotides long. RefSeq names its product putative leucine-rich repeat-containing protein DDB_G0290503. The transcript has 9 exons. NCBI's taxonomy places the organism in Eukaryota, Metazoa, Arthropoda, Insecta, Hemiptera, Aphididae. The record is from RefSeq and is a predicted model, not a curated record. The coding region runs from base 888 to 2243 and encodes 451 amino acids.
ACGGAAGAACCCAAGUAACACCGGAUAUUCAUAUCAUGGUCUAUCGUUCUUCAAUUUUGUUUAUUCUAUUAAUAAUACAUUUAAAUCAUAUAUAAUUAUUUCUAGAAUAUUCGCUGAAGAUUUAUCUAAAUAAUCACAAUAUAUGCAUGGUAAAAUAUUGAUCUUAAAAGAAUAUUCGCUGAAGAAUAUGUAUUACUUAUUCUACCAUAACUGAUGAAAUGAAUAUUCCAUUAAAAAUAAUACAUUCUUAUUUUUUUUUUUUAUUAUUCCUCUUUGAAUAUCCAUUGAAUAAUCUAAAUUGAAUAUCCAUAAAACAUAUCCAAUUAAGAAUACUUAAUGAAUAAUAGUUACCAUCAUAUGUAAUGGAUAUUCAUCUAAUAAUAAUACAUAAAUAAUUCUUUAUUAUUAAUAAAAUUACGUUUGUUUAUAUAUAUAAAUAGUAGGUAGGUACGCGUACUCACUACUCUAUUGUAUUUAUAUAAUAAUAGGGAUUAUUAUUGAACCCCGCGGUACACCGGGGUUUAUUAAAUGCGUGUGAAACUGUCGACACUCAUGGUAAUAUAUUGUGGUAUUGCUAUUAUUGUUAUCAUUGAAUAAAUGUGAUUACUGAUUUGUUUUUAUAAAAUUAACGUCCAUGGAUUUCCUUUGUUUAUAAUAAAUAGUAAUACGCGCCGCGCGGUCAUUUCGUUCAUCGUUGUUAUAAAUCUGUGAUCUUAUUAGUUAUUAUCACAUUCAAUUGCACACGCGCUUGUUCGCCGUUCGAACGUUUUGAUCGACGUCAUCUAGCCAUCUUAUGAUAUUAUAUGUUUAAAUGAAUAAUAUAAUAUUAAGUAUUAUAUGAGUUGUUCGUUUUAUAAUAAGUCGUUACAGUUACUAAUCAUUAAAAGAUGUCUGCCGGCUGGUAUGUUGUAAAAUUUAAAAAUGAAAAAAAUAUAAUUGAAGUUAUUCCAAGUAAUUGGAUUAAGAAUUUUGAAGCAUGUUUCUGGCCUUUAAAAUAUGGUUCAAUUAAAUUGCAAUCGGCCAUAAAAAACCGUGCAAAUCCAGAAAAAGAUUGGAAAUUAUAUACCAUAAAAGUCAUAUGCAACAAAAUGUUUACCGUGUAUAAGGAUGCUUCUAAAUUUGCUAAUGAGACCCUUGCCCAAAGUUCAUCAGAAAGUGAACAACUAACUGCUAAAAAAACAUCAACUAAACGCAAAAAAAAGAAUAAACAAAUUGAUUGUAGCAGUGGACCAAGUAGUGAUGAAAAAGAUAAUGAACUACCACCAUUCCCAAAAUUCAAAAAAAAUGAUUCCAAAGAAACAGAAUCCAGUAUAGAUGUUUCACAUAAUAUAGAAUGUAGUCUAAAUGAUGAUUUAAACGUGGUAUCUAAUGAAAAUCAAAACAUUUUUGUUAUCGAUGACGAUGAUAACCAAAAUAUUGAUCUCAGUGAUGGUUUUAGAUGUAUAAUAUCUAAUAAUCAAAACUGUGUCUCUUCAGAUGAAUCAUUUACGGUUAUUGAUAACAAUGACAUUGGGGUUAGUAAUGGUUCAGACAAUUUGCCAUCUGUUAGUGGUAACAAAAACCAAAACUACAAUUUUCCAGAAGACACAGUUAAUAAUCAAACUGCAGUGACCAUGCAAGAAAUUAAUCUCAAUGAUAUAGAUUUUGGGAGUUUAGUAUCAGUUCCUCAAAACAAACAGAAAACUCACAUUUCUUCAGAAGUUGAAACACAGAUCUUAAGACAACUUAUUACUUUAAACGCCAGAUGUAAAGAACAAGGUGACUACCUUCAUACAAUAAUGAUGGUAGUAAACAACAUUCAAGAGAAGCAAGAUAAACAAACUUCGUCUAUUGCAGUAUCAUCAGCUACUAAUGAUGAGCUUGAAAAUGUAUGUGCAAUGCUUCCGAUAUCAAAUGAGUUAUCGCUAACAAACUUUAAAGAAACUUUGAUUAACAAUAAAACAUUAUAUGAUAAAAUGGUGAAAAUGUUGGCCUUGCUUGGUGGAUCUAAUUUUAAAGAGUCAGUCAGACGGAUAUUAAGAAAGUUAAUAACCAAUGAUUAUGCUAAAUCUUUCAGUUACACGGGGCACAAGAAUAACAAAACUGCUUUGAACAAUACUAUUCUGGCAUCAUUACUUACUAAGGCUAUCCAUUCAUCCACCAACAAUGCUGGUACUACUGUAAAACAAAUUGAGCUGGUGGCAAGUAUUUGGCUUACCAAAGCAAAUGAAAGAUGCAAACAAGCAGCAGAAGUUCCAUUAUAAUUUUAACACUUCAGAUUUAAAAAUAAAGAGUUUUGUUAUUAAUUUA